This is a messenger RNA of Arabis nemorensis, 1161 nucleotides long. The record is from the annotation of a GenBank genome assembly. Lineage: Eukaryota; Viridiplantae; Streptophyta; Magnoliopsida; Brassicales; Brassicaceae.
AUGUUCAUGACAGUAGCGGCGGCCGCCGUUUCAUUUAACUCGAAGUUUCUCGUGUUUCGAAUUCGUUGCUCGGAUUCUAAUCCUAAGCGCGGAUUUGGCUCUAAAAAGGAAGAGAAAGAUGCGGCAUUACCUCAAAGGAAAUCAUCUUCUAAACAGUCUGUUUCUGUACCGAAAAAAGCACCUGGUCUGAAUUCUCAGUUUGAAGGAAAAUCUGGUCGAUCUUUCGAUAUAGACUUUGAGGAACGGCUGGAAACCAUUAGAAGGUCAGCUCUUGAGCAGAAAAAGACAGUUGAAGUUAAAGAAUUUGGUCCAAUAGACUAUGAUGCACCAGUCCAGUCUGAUCAGAAAACAAUUGGUCUUGGUACUAAGGUUGGAGUUGGCAUAGCUGUUGUUGUCUUUGGUUUGGUUUUCGCGCUCGGUGACUUUCUUCCCACGGGAAGUGAUACUCCAACUCAGAACACCGCAGUAGUUAAAAAUAAAAUUUCAGAAGAGGAGAAAGCCACACUUCAGCAAAGACUCAAAGAGUUUGAAACUACUCUUACUGGCACUCCUGAGGAUCAAGCUGCUCUAGAGGGCGCAGCUGUGACACUGACUGAACUAGGAGAGUAUUCACGGGCUGUUACGCUUCUUGAGAAAUUGGCUAAGGAGAGACCAACUGACCCGGAUGUCUUUCGAUUACUUGGAGAAGUAAAUUAUGAACUUCAGAACUAUGAAGGCAGUAUCGCUGCAUACAGAAUUUCUGAAAAGGUUUCUAAAGGCAUUGAUCUUGAAGUAACACGAGGCCUCGUGAAUGCAUAUUUAGCUGCUAAGAAACCAGACGAGGCUGUCAAAUUUCUUCUGGACACUCGUGAACGUCUGAAUACAAGGAAAACAAGCACAGCAGAUAGCGUUACAGCUGAUACUGAACCAAAUCUAGACCCAAUUCAGGUUGAGUUGCUUCUCGGAAAAGCUUAUUCAGACUGGGGACACAUCAGUGACGCUAUAGCUGUUUAUGACCGGCUUAUCACUGAUCAUCCCGAAGACUUCCGAGGUUACUUGGCCAAGGGAAUUCUAUUGAAAGAAAAUGGAAGCAGAGGAGAUGCAGAGAGAAUGUUCAUCCAGGCACGCUUUUUUGCGCCAGACAAAGCUAAGGCCUUUGUGGAUAGAUAUUCCAAACAGUAA